This is a messenger RNA of Callithrix jacchus (white-tufted-ear marmoset), 5103 nucleotides long. Lineage: Eukaryota; Metazoa; Chordata; Mammalia; Primates; Cebidae. The record is from RefSeq and is a predicted model, not a curated record.
GAGGCCGGCUCCUCGGAGCAAUGGCGUUUUCCUGGCCCGCCUAUCCUCCUUUGGCUGGGGGCGUUAAUGUUAACGCACCGCUUUGGAGAUCUCCCACUGUGAAGUUCUCACGCUGUUGGUGCAAAGAUGGCACCAACCCUUUAGAGUUUUGCCCAGAGAGGAGAGGAGACUGUCCUGUGACUAGAGAGGCAGGGGUAGAUCUCCUGCCCAACUGGCAUCAGCCCCAGCAUCCUCAAAAAAGUGUGCCCUGCUUCUCCACACCCCCUGGCCAUGUCUUAGGGCCCAGACAUCUGUUUGUUAGAUACCGGUGGCCACCCAGAGGGUGCCUCGAAGGCCACCCAAGGUAUCUGGCUGAAUUUCUGGGUUGGAUCAGGGUCAGGGAAUCUGAGUCCCCGGAGGCUGGGGACAGAGCUGAAGCCCGGGUUCGGGUGGCAGCCAUGGAAGGCGGAGAGCGGUCAGUGAGGCAGGGCCCAGGGCUGCAGGAGCUUACCAGACGAAAGGCACCUGUGAGCCACAGAGACGGUCUGCGGGGGGGGGGAAGCUGCGUGGUGUGCGACCCUGGGCGUUGAGCUGCAGGCCUCCUGGCAAAGAAGACUGAUUCCUGGCCCUGUGACCUUGGUUGUUUAUUGAACGCCUUCUAGACCUACUUUUACUUCCUCAGUAAAAGAGCAAUAACAACAAUCGCCCUAAAAAAAAGUAUUGAAAGAUGAAAUAGACAAUCUGGCACGCAGUAAAUGUUAGCCCUUAAUUAAUAUUAAUAACAGUAGCUGCCAUUUAUUCGGAUCUUACUGUGGGCCAGGUAGUGGAUUCUAGCUCUGAGUUCAAAGACCAUGUUUUGUUGUUACCAUAUCUUCUAAUCAUUUGAAGAUGGUGGAAAGGGCUCAGAGAUGAAAGGAAGAUUGUCAGUAAAGCCCUAGGAAUAGAAGACAUAGACAUUUUAGUAGUUUCUUUGAAAAUUAUCUCAAAAAGAGAUAAUUUAUUAGGAAACAGGAAAUAAUAUUAGAUGUAGUCUGGGACCAGAUAAUAGCAGACCUUGAAUGCCAGAGUAAGGAAUAGCUUUCAAUAAAUAGGGUCAUCUUGUAUUUUGGGAAGAAGAAGACUUGGAACAAUAAAAAUAAAACUUGUUAUUUAUCAUGGUUCCAGAGAGGAGUUACCCAAAACAUGAAUGGAAGCUUCAGAGAAGCAGAUUUUGACUUGACAUCUACAUACAUAUAUACAUACAUUUACAACACACACCUACCCACCCCAAAAAUAGAUUUUUCAUUAAAAAAAAAACACCUGAAGCCAAUUACAUCUGUAAGGACUGCAGACAUGAGCAAUAUAGAAUCUUUGCUAACAGUUUACAAACUUAAUCUAUUUUAUCCUUGUCUUGUUUUUGUUAUUUAUUUCCACCUGGACAGUUGGUCAGGAUGGGCCACAGGGAAGGAGAAAAUUGAAGUAGUAAAAGUAGUUUUGAUUACAUAACUAUUGAACAUCACAUUAUAUACGAGCCAUCUUAUGUAUAAUUUUUAACAAAAAACCCUUCUUAUCCCCAAAUCAUACUAUUUACGAAGCAACCCACCUUAAAUUUGUCUCCUACAAGGCCAGGCAUGGUGGUUCCCACCUGUAAUCCCAGCACUUUGGGAGGCCAAGGCAGGUGGAUCACCUGAGGUUGGGAGUUCGAGACCAGCCUGACCAACAGGGUGAAACCUCAUCUCUACUAAAAAUACAAAAAAAAAAAAAAAAUAGCUGGGUGUGGUGCCACAUGCCUGUAAUCCCAGCUACUUGGGAGGUUGAGGCAGGAGAAUCACUUGAACCCAGGAGGCAGAAGUUGUGGUGAGCCGAGAUCGCCCCAUUGCACUCCAGCCUGGGCAACAAGAGUGAAACUCUGUCUAAAAAGAAAAAAAAUAAUUCUCUUCUACUGGACAGCCACGACUGUGAAGUAAAACUUUGCUCUCUUUUUGUUUUGUUUUUGAGACGGAGUUUUGCUCUCAUUGCCCAGAUUGGAGUGCAUGGCACAAUCUCAGCUCACUGCAACCUCCGCUUCCGGGUUCAAGUGAUGCUCCUGCCUCAGCCUCCUGAGUAGCUGGGAUUACAGGCACUGCCACCACACCUGGCUAAUUUUGUAUUUUUAAUAGAGACGGGGUUUCACCAUGUUGGCCAGGCUGUCUUGAACUCCUGACCUCGGGGGGGGUCCACCCACCUUAGCCUCCCAGAAUGCUGGGAUUAUAAGCCUGAGCCACCACGUCCAGCCUUCUUUUGUUUUAAACUACAUUAUUUUACUAUUAAAUUAGGCAACUCCAUCCCACAAAACAUUUGUAAUGCUGGAAGUUAUGCUUACUCUUUUGAGUACUUCAGAACAUUAUAUAUUCAACUUAAUAAUGAGAUAGUGACAACUAAAAAGGGUUUCACAUUGUAUACUAUCAGUUCUCUCUCUCUGUAUACUAUCAGAACUCUCAAAAAAGAAGUGAGCUAAUAAAAAUGUGUGGUUUCUGUGGGUCCCAAAAAUCAAGUACGCUUUGGGAAACAGGGAAUUAAAAACCUUUCAGAAGUUAACUUGGUAUAAGAGUAUGAAAAGCCUCUUGCUCUAGUUUAAGGAAAUGCUCUCCUUUUUCCUAGUAAAGCUUCCCACAGAAGACAAACUUUGUGCACAAUCAACAAGGUAAGUAUGGGAAAUAAUUACUGCAAUUCACUAACUCUCAAAAAAAUUAUUCCUUCUGACAUGUAAGGGAAACUUUAUUUAUGAAUGUGAUAAUGUGCCUCAAAGUGCUGAUCUGUUAAAAUUCCAUAAAACAAGCUUCAGAAUGUAAGUCAUUUGUGCCAGAUACAAGUAAAUAACUGAAGCAGCAUUUCUAGAGAGACUAGGGCAAAGGAUGGAACAAACUACAAAUCCGCAGAAAAGAAACCAAGCAUAGUAGAGUGUUAAUAAUUCACCAUAGUUACUGCUCUUAAAACCAGAGCAACUAAACAACUGCCAUCCGUGUCCGUUUAUGUGUGUUUUCAUCAUCUCUACACCAUCUGAAUGAAGUGUUCGGUGUACAUGGACGCCAAUAGAGAGUCAAAGGCUACAGGAGCUUUUUAAAAAUAUUAGAACAGUAGUUUUCAUGUAUAGAUUUGAUUUGGUGAUUUUGCUUUCUCUAUCUUUGCAUUAAAGCUCUUAAAGGAAGAACAUCCAAUUUGGUUUAUUAAAUAUUAGAAAGCAUUCAUAUUUUAUUUUUCCACCAUGUAUUUUUUUAUAUACAUGCUGGUUUCCCAAGCACUCUGUAAUGGCUCUUUAUAUGAAUUGGGAAAGAGUAAAACUAGAACUGAACCAUGAAGAAAACCAAAAAUAACAGAGAGGCACCCUAUUGUCCUGCGAAAAACACAUGACUUGGAAUGAGAAACACGGGUCCCAGGCCUAGUUUCUCCUAUGUCCCUGCAGAACCUUAAUUGGGUUACUUAACCUCUCUUUUAUUUACCCCUGCAGUGGGGAUCUCAAUACCUAACCCACCCUACCUUAUAAAAUUGAUGUAUGAGUAAACUGAGUGGAGGAACAUUAUAGAUUAAGAUACUGUGCAAUGGUAAUAAAUUACUCUUAUCGUACCCUCUAUCAAACCUGGCAUUACUAGUACGUGGUAUUUUCAGUACUUGAACAUAUUUGUCUUUCUGAGUGAUUAAGCAUGAAAUCAAAUCAGAUUGGCUCAGAGUCAUUUCUCCAAAGGGAUGUAAUCAUCUUGGUAUUCUGGAUAACUUCCCCUAAUAAGAUCCCCUUUUGAAUAACACAGUUCAGUGGAGAGUCCCUGCUGACAGUGAGUUAGGCUGUGUGUGUAAGUUCACAUGAUGUGGUUAGUAAUGGAGGAUGUCCCAAGAUAUUUCCAGGCAUCAUAAAGACUUGAAAAUUACUAACAGUUGUCUUUUUUUUGGUAUUUAGGCAAAAAUAUGAGGAAGAUUCAUACGGAAGUUAACAGAGAAUUACCAAAAACUUCAUGAGAAAGAAAUUAAGGGAUGUUUCAGAGUAGUUUUUCAAGUCCCAGUGAUCAUUGAAUUGGCCCAUCUGUUUCUGACUGUGAAAAAGCAUUCUGAAAGAAUGGGUGUCAGUUCAAGAAGAAGUCUCUGAGGGUCAGCCUUUGGCUGCUUAGAGAAAUCAGAUAUAAAACUACUUGGUAAAAUGACUUCUUGUCACAUUGCUGAAGAACCUAUUAAAAAGGUCGCUAUCUUUGGAGGAACCCAUGGGAAUGAGCUAACUGGAGUAUUUCGGGUUAAGCAUUGGCUAAAGAAUGGCGCUGAAGUUCAGAGAACAGGGCUGGAGGUAAAAUCAUAUAUUACUAACCCAAGAGCAGUGAAGAAGUGUACCAGAUCUCUUGACUGUGACCUGAAUCACAUUUUUGACCUUGAAAAUCUUGGCAAAAGAAAGUCAGAAGAUUUGCCAUAUGAAGUGAGAAGAGCUCAAGAAAUAAAUCAUUUAUUUGUUCCAAAAUAUAGUGAAGAUGCCUAUGACAUUGUUUUUGACCUUCACAAUACUACCUCUAACAUGGGGUGCACUCUUAUUCUUGAGGAUUCCAGGAAUGACUUUUUAAUUCAGAUGUUUCAUUAUAUUAAGACUUCCUUGGCUCCAUUGCCCUGCUAUGUGUAUCUUAUUGAGCAUCCUUCCCUCAAAUAUGCAACCACUCAUUCUAUAGCUAAGUAUCCUGUGGGUAAUAUAGAAAUUGGUCCUCAGCCUCAAGGGAUUCUGAGAGCUGAUAUCUUGGAUCAAAUGAGAAAAAUGAUUAAACAUGCUCUUGAUUUUAUACAUCAUUUCAAUGAAGGAAAAGAAUUUCCUUCCUGUGCACUUGAGGUCUAUAAAAUUAUGGAGAAAGUGGAUUAUCCCAGGAAUGAAAAUGGAGAAAUUGCUCCUAUCAUCCAUCCUAAUCUGCAGGAUCAAGACUGGAAACCAUUGCACCCUGGGGAUCCCAUGUUUUUAACUCUUGACAGGAAGAUGAUCCCACUGGGCAGAGACUGUACCAUGCACCCCGUGUUUGUGAAUGAGGCCACAUAUUAUGAAAAGAAAGAAGCCUGUGCAAAGACAACUAAACUCACACUCCAUGCAGAAAGCAUUCGCUGCUCUUUACAUUAGAAAUCGCUUCUAGCUCUCAUUGUGUCCAUGUG